Messenger RNA from Papilio machaon (common yellow swallowtail), 1042 nucleotides. RefSeq lists its product as uncharacterized. The transcript has 5 exons. Bases 76 to 1014 code for a protein of 312 amino acids. Lineage: Eukaryota; Metazoa; Arthropoda; Insecta; Lepidoptera; Papilionidae. The record is from RefSeq and is a predicted model, not a curated record.
AGAAAAAUAAAACUCCGAUUGCAAAUAUAUGGUGCAAUUUGCAAAAUGUGAGUUAUCACUUAUCACUAUUUCACAAUGUCUGAAGUACUAGGAACACCAUACAAGAUAUGCAGAGUAGAUAACUGUGGAAUAAGAGUGAAAGUAAAAGUUGAAGGAUAUGGACCUAUAUAUGCUGUACUUCAUCUACUUGCUAAAAAGUGUCCACAUGUUGAAGUUUACAAGAUUUCUUUGGGGAGAUUAACACAAAUAGAAAGACCUGGACAUGAACCUAUAGUUCAGGAUUUGAAUGGAAUAGAUUGGUCAAUUUUAAAUGAAUUCUUUAUAUCAUGGUACGGCAACAUUAUCCGUAUUGGCCUCAUCGGCAACCAAAAUGUUCUUGAGUUCAAUCAAGAAAGAAAAAUCUCAAAAGUCAUUGGUUUUGCCAAGUUGGUGACAAUAACUGCAGAUUCUCCAUCUCAACUUUGUUCGAGCGACUGGAUAUUUAAAAGUCCACCAGAGAUAGUGUAUUUACCAAGGUGUAUCGAAAUAAGGGACAGUAAACUGCAUUGGAGGUCUUUGGAUGGUGAUAAACUACCUGCCAAUGCCAUAAUAGGGGGGUUUCAAAAUGACCCAAUUUAUAUAGCUCGAGCAAAACACAGAGGAUCCCUUUGUCCUGGAAAAUAUAUACAUUCACAACGUUGCGCCUAUAUUGCUUGGGGCUUUAGUGAACAUCGAAAGGAUAAAUUUGAGAUUCUAUGUGGCUUAAAUGUCAGAUGGGUCAAGUGUAAAGGAAAAAAUAUACCUGAGAAUGCAUUUAUCGGAGGCACAUCAGAAGUCAAUAAUGAACCACUAUAUAUAGGUCGUGCUAAGUAUGGCAGUGAUCUUAUAUGUGGUAAAGUACAUCUGUUAUAUGGCACUUGUUAUUUACCAUACAAUGGCAGUGAACUUGAAUACAAGUCCUAUGAAAUAUUGGUUAUACCAGAUAUUCCUCCACGUAGUAUACAAGACUCACAACAUUGUUGUGUUAGCAGCUAAUGUUAAUAAAUAAGAAUAUAAAAUAUUU